AAAGUUAUUGCCCCUUUUACAGAAACCACCAUUUGUAACAUAGAUUCUCGUCGCUCAUAAUUUUCUUUCAUUUAGUCUUCUGAUUGUCAUUACUUUACUAAACUGAAUAGUUAUUUUGUAUACAUACGAAGAAAAACUUACUGCUGAAUUUUCUAGACCGUUUUUACACCCGGAAGUUGAAUUAUUCCUAAUAUAUUUCAUGGCGUGAUUCGUCAAAAGUGACAGGUAGAGGUAGACAGAAGGAUGACAGCUGAAUAUAUACCAACAGAGAUAGGUGGUGGGUCAUCAAUGAAAGAAGAGUAUGAGCGUAGAGAACUACAACAACGGCGACAUUAUUUCUUGUUUUCACAACUUCAAAAUAUGGCGAGAGAACUGCCAGGAAAAUACCAGCAACGGUUGCCCUAUGACCUCUUGUCUAGCCUAGCCAAUGCUUUGAUAGAUGGCACAGUGUUCCAGAUUGUUCUAGGUUUGAAGGAAGUUCAAGAAUGGGAAGAGAAAGCAAUGUUUCAACAGAGAAGUAAACUUAUAUCUGAUCAUAAAGCACAAAAACAUGAGCUUCAGAAGAAACAUAAAGCAUUGUUACAGGACUGUCAGAGUAAACCUCACAAUCUACCGUUAGUGAAGGCUCAGAUAGACAGAGAAAUGGAGACAACAAAGAAAAGAUGUGAUGAGGAAAUACGAAAGAAAGAUCAGAAGAUUAUUAUGCAGUUAGACCAGAAAGUGAUGGAUCAACAAUCUACACUAGAGAAGGCGGGAGUUCAAGGUUUCUAUGUCACCAACAAACCACAGGAUAUCAGAUUACAGAUGUAUUUAUUAGAGUUUAUAGUCAGACUCUCUCAGCUUGAAAUGCCAAGUUGAUACGGGGAAUAUAUAGUUUGAAAGACGUUUUUUCUCAACUGAAAAUGCCAAGUUGAUAAGGGAAAUGUAUAGUUUAAACAAACUUUCACAAUCCAAGUUGAUUGGGGGAAUAUAUGGAUCAAAUGUCAGACUCUCUCAGCCAGAAAUGCCAAGUUGAUAGGGGAAAUAUAUAUUUUAAAAGUCUGAUAUUUAUUUAUUAAUGUACCAGUGCUUUUCUUAGCAAUGCUAAGGUGCAAAUUUGAGACUUGUGUAUGUAUACCAUGAAUCAUAUUCUUUUAUUCCUAAAUAAUUUUAAUGUGUUACCAGAUAGAUUACAAUAUGUGCAAAUGUUAUAAAUUUACACUGUAAUUCUUGCAUUUGAAUCAAUUUUUUUUAAUCUGAGAUAUAUUUGAAUUGCAUGAAUUUGAUAAAUAUCUAGAAUUAUUAAUGGACUGGUGCAAUAAUACUUGUCAACGUUUGUGGAGUCAG
Ruditapes philippinarum (Manila clam) is the source of this 1326-nucleotide messenger RNA. RefSeq names its product protein DGCR6-like. NCBI's taxonomy places the organism in Eukaryota, Metazoa, Mollusca, Bivalvia, Venerida, Veneridae. Bases 244 to 858 code for a protein of 204 amino acids. The transcript has 5 exons. The record is from RefSeq and is a predicted model, not a curated record.